GGGUUUUCCUUUUUGCAGAGAAAUGCUCCCGAAGAGAAGGCGUCUGUAGGACCCUGGUUAUUGGCUCUCUUCAUUUUUGUUGUCUGUGGUUCUGCGAUUUUCCAGAUUAUUCAAAGUAUCAGGAUGGGCAUGUGAAGUGACUGACCUUAAGAUGUUUCCAUUCUCCUGUGAAUUUUAACUUGAACUCAUUCCCGAUGUUUGAUACCCUGGUUAAAAACAAUUCAGUAAAUCAUCCUGCCUCAGAAUGACUUUUCACAUCAUCAUUCAUGUGUCAUUCCAAGGUUUCUUCACGAGUCAUUCCAAGUUUUCUAGUCCAUACCACAGUGCCUUGCAAAAGCACCACAUGAGUAAAGCAAUAAAAUUUGAUUGUUAAGCUACAGUAGUGGACCCUACUUAUUCAGUCAUUUAAGAGUAAGUUUUUUAAUGUGGUUAUUAAAUAGUAUACAGUAUAAAUAUUAGAUUAAGUCUGUGUAGACAGGGUCUAGAUUUUGUUAACCCUAAUGUGUACAUGCAAUUAGCUUAAUUUAAAAUUUGAAAACUUACGUUUUUUUAUAUAGCUAGGCACUUACUAUAAUAUCUUGAAUUGAAAGCACACUCCCAUAUAGGGUCAUGUACCUGUCCUGUAAUAAGGUGCUUAUAAAUGGAACGACUAUACAGUUAGCCUAGUUUUCCCACAAUCUCUAGCACCUAGGAAAUUUUAAAAGCUUCCAAAUGCCUGAUGUAAAGGGAGAUGCUUAUAGCCACGUUUAUUUUAACAACAUUAUUUCUGUUACACUACCUUGGAUUUUGCAUGAGUGAAUAUACUAACCUAAGAUGCCGUAAGAAAAUAACUUGGUUGAGCAUCUUGUAACUUUAUCAGUCACUUCAGUUUUACUAAAAGCUAUCAUGGUGGAGUAAAGUCAGGGAAAAUUUGUUUAUGUCACCAGUGAUUUCACCAGAAUUACUUUCAUGGAUCAAAGGGGUCUACUAUGGUAGACAACGUCUUGGGGGAAAUACUACUAAAAAUGGAUGCCUCAUUAGGACAUACUGUUGAGCCCAAUGUGCCAUAAAACAUCUUAGCAUGUUACUAGCACUUUUACCACCAAAAAGGCACAUCAACUAAAAAGUUACACUUAGUUUGAAAAUGCUUUUUCUGGAUUUAUCAUUAAAAUUUUGUUAGGGUUCUAGAUACAUCAGACCUUUAUGUCACUUGGAAUUAAAUGGAUUUACUGAUAAGGGAACAGUCUUUAGUCUUCCCUUUGUUGUAUGAUUUUAUAGGUUAUGAUCAGACUUUCUUUGUACUAAUGGUAAGGGUGAGAGAGAAAGCAGAUUUGGGGUUUUUCUGGUACUGUUAAAAACUGAAAGCAUUGGCUAUUUAAAUACUUAGCCAUAACUUAAUGAAAAAAAGCCUGAGAGAUGUCUAUGUAUUAAUUGGAAAGAAAGCUGCUUGUUUGCUUUGUUAAUUGCCUCAGGAUAUUUCUUUUAAAAAUAAGCUGUUUUAAGAGGAACAGAAGGGAAAUCUGCUACCUAGUCUAUACACAGUGUGAACCUCAGAGAGAGCUUCUGAUACCCCCAAAGAAGGGGGAAAAGUGAGGGAGAGGAGUGGUUAAGGACUGUCAGGAAUUUGACUACUCUAGAAUAGGAAAAGAUUCAGCUGACCUGGGGCCAGCAGGUUUUAUCGUCAUUGUUACCUGCCUUUCUCACCCAGGAAGUCAAACCCUAUACUUGUUUCCCUCUUUGAAACAAGUGUCUUGGUUAACUAAUUCUAUUUUAUUGUAACUUUAAAAAUGAAAGUUAUUGUUCUAAAUUCAUAGCAGGUGCCUUAUUCUUUGCUUUGAGUCAAACCAUUCCAUAUCAGAAUUUCCCUUGGUGUACUAUAGAUAAUUGACUUUAAGAUGGUGGUGUUGUUUUUAAUGUACAACGUCUAUUAAUUUGACUGUUAAAAUUGCUAUAGCUAGCAAUCAUUUUACAUAUGUAAAGUUGCAUUCCCUUUGUAUUUCUUGUGUAAUUUUGCAAUUGAGUGCAUUUUAUAUUAAGGGUGGAUUGUGCAUGUUUGGGUCAAUCAAAGCUAUGUCUUAUUUGAUUUGUUCUUUAAAAAUAAAGUUCCCUGAAUAUUUGA
Messenger RNA from Miniopterus natalensis, 2098 nucleotides. Lineage: Eukaryota; Metazoa; Chordata; Mammalia; Chiroptera; Miniopteridae. The record is from RefSeq and is a predicted model, not a curated record.